Messenger RNA from Lasiosphaeria miniovina, 1198 nucleotides. RefSeq lists its product as uncharacterized. The record is from RefSeq and is a predicted model, not a curated record. The transcript has a single exon. Lineage: Eukaryota; Fungi; Ascomycota; Sordariomycetes; Sordariales; Lasiosphaeriaceae. The coding region runs from base 79 to 837 and encodes 252 amino acids.
ACCGCCCCGCCCAUCCACAUCGAGUUCUAUUGCAAAAGUCAAGCCACUCUUUCCGCAUUCGCAGUGCUAGUUGCUCAUAUGGCAUCCAACAAGCUUAUCGUGCCGAAGGGGGCUUCCGACAAGCUUAUCGUGCCGAAGGGAGCUUCCGACAAGCUUAGCGUGCCUUCGGAAGGGUCGACCUCCGGGAGGGCCUCCGCCGCAAAGCUGCCAGGUUCCUUCGGUUCCUUCGGUUCCUUUACCCUCUACCCAUUUAAUAGGUCGGCAAGAGUUAUCUGCAAUCAUCCAAGCAAUGAAAGCCACGUAACUGAGUUCCACGAGGAGAUUCCGAAUACUACUAAAUGUAUUAUCCACAAAGUAAUUCAUGUUACCCCGGAUUUAAAAUCCAGGAAGGAUGGAUAUCUGCUGUCCUUUGGUUAUGGCAAGUCAAAUGAUAUCCACCUUACCAGUCUCGAUGAUCAUGUUGCCGCUGUCAAAGACCACCUUGCCGCUAAGAUAGCCUUUGAGAAUGCCAAAGUAGCAAAAGGACCUGUCAAUCCGAAUCUGGAGGCAGAGGAGGAGAGACUCGACGACUCUGGGCCUCCCCUUGUGAUCUAUUCCCAGGAACAGUGCUCCAUCGCUCUCAAGGGAGCCGGCUUCGAACUCCACGACUGGACGACGACGAAAAGCUCCCUCGUGCGGAAAGUAUAUGCAUCAGCUAAACCCGAAGAAAUACCGAUGCCGAAUGGUUACUGCGCCAUUCCGCCACAGCCUGCAUCCAAGAGCGACGGGAUACAAAUACUUAUGGGAAAUGGAGAAGAACGGGCCAUUUUCACGCUCCACUGGACAGAGCAUAAAUAGUACGUGGCUAUCUCGGUUUAGUAGGUGAUCUUAAGGGGGGGGGGUCAAUUAUAGACUUUAUUAGCAGGGGCGUAGGAGGGGGUUCAUCGCUUUAGAUUACAUUGUCCGUAGAUUGGCAGACCUGGGCUUUGAGAGGCACUAUAGAUAGCUUAGGUAUUGAUCCUAACCUUGUGGGGUGCUUUGGAGUUUCAUCAAAUCAAGACUUUUCUCGGUGGUCGAAGUGGAUAGAACAUCUGUGAAGCGGAAAGCUUUUGAUUGUAGUGAGACGGCGACGGAGUUUAUUUACCGGGCAGACAACCUGUCAGUUGCAACUUGCAGGCCAGCCAGUCGACUUGAAGUGCCGACUCUCUCAUGUUUUGGC